AUGCCAGAGCAACAAAAAUUUCCAGCUCUUUAUGUCAUUCUCUUCAUCUUUUUCAUCUCCACUGCCACUACAAUCUAUGCAUGCAACGAAGUCGAUCACCACUCACUUUGGUCAUCCUUUGACAUAUCCUCUACUUCUUUAAACUGGUCUUCAAAUGAUUGUUGCAACUGGGAAGGCAUCACUUGUAAUACCGCUGGAAGAGUGACACAUUUGUUGUUGCCUUCCAAAGGGCUCCAGGGAAGCAUUUCUAGCUCUCUUGGAAACCUAACAAAGCUCUCCCACCUCAAUCUCUCCCACAAUUCACUUUCUGGUUCACUUGAACCUGAACUGUUCUUGUCCUUAGAUCAUCUUGAAAUCCUUGAUUUAAGUUACAACCUUCUCACUGGAGAGCUACCCUUGUCUCUACCAUUCAGUAAUAUCCGAGCGGUGGAUAUAUCCAGCAACAGAAUCGAAGGCACCAUUCCAUCUUCAUUCCUCCAGCAUGCCUGGAAUUUGAGCAGUUUAAAUGUCAGCAACAACCACUUGACAGGCCAAAUCCCAUCCUCUAUCUGUCUUCAUUCUCAUUCGGUGAGACUCUUGGAUUUCUCUUCCAAUGGAUUCACUGGAAUAAUUCCUCCUGGACUGCAGAACUGCUCCAAGCUUGAGGUCCUUCGUGCCGGUUUCAAUAAUCUUUCAGGGCCCCUUCCUACUGACAUUUACAAUAUUCCGACGCUUCAAGAAAUUUCAUUACCUUCCAAUAAACUUUCCGGGCCCAUUAGUAACAGAAUUUCCAGUCUUACCAACCUCAUAAUCCUACAGCUCUACUUCAAUAAGCUGACAGGGCCACUUCCUCUCAAUCUUGGGAAAUUCUCCAAGUUGAGGCUCUUGAUCCUUCAUUUUAACAAUCUACAAGGUUCUCUGCCACCAUCGUUGAUGAAUUGCAGAAACCUUACAGAGCUGAAUCUGGGAUUCAACCAAUUGGGAGGAGAUAUCUCCGAGCUUAAUUUCUCCAAACUUACUGAACUUAGUAAACUUGACCUCGUCGGAAAUCACUUCACUGGUACCUUGCCAGUAAGCCUUUACUCAUGCAAGUCUCUGCAAGCACUGCGACUCAGCUCAAACAAUCUAGAAGGACAAAUAAGACCGGAGAUUCUCUCACUGAAAUCCCUGUCUUUCCUCUCCCUAGCUCAAAAUAGACUGACCAAUGUCACAGGUGCAAUGCAGAUAUUGAUGGGCAGCAAAAGCCUCACGGUACUCAUUCUGUCACAUAACUUUGUAGGUGAAGAAAUGCCAGAUGGAGACAGAAUGAUUGAUUCUGCAUUCCAGAACCUUCGGGUUUUUGGAUUAGCCGGGUGCCAAUUUACAGGUCGAAUACCCUUAUGGCUGUCAAAGCUGAAGAAUCUUGAAGCUCUGGAUCUAUCAUCUAAUAGAAUCACUGGCACGAUUCCUGCUUGGUUAGGGACUCUUCCAAAUUUGUUCAUGAUCAGCUUGAAUAAUAACUCACUUUCAGGUGAAUUUCCAAAGGAGCUUUGCAGAUUACAAGCAUUGGUAUCAGCACAAAAGGCUGCUUCUCAAACAGGCCAUGGAUAUUUUGAACUGCCCAUCUACUCCCAACGCACUAAUGCAUCAGUAACUGCCUUGCAGUACAAGUUUCUGUCCAAUAUGCCAAGAGCAAUCUACAUCAGAAACAACAGUCUAACUGGAAGCAUGCCUUCUGAGAUUUGUCAGUUGCAGCUUCUUCAGGAGCUGGAUCUUAGCCUCAACAACUUGCAUGGAGAAAUACCAUCAAGCACUCAGCUCCAGAGCUUCAGUGCCACUGCCUUUGAGGGAAAUCCAGAACUUUGUGGCGCACCGCUUCCAAAUAAGUGCCAACAGAUGACCAAGAGUUAUACAGAUGAUAGAAUUGGAGAAGCACACAAGGACAGUGAAAUCCCAUGGUUUCAUAUAUCUCUGGUUCUUGGGUUCAUUACAGGAUUUUGGGGAGUUUGUGGACCUGUACUGUUGAGCGAGUCAUGGAGAUAUGCAUAUUUCCAAUUUUUGUACAAGGUGAAAGAUCAGUUCAUACAAUGUGGCAGAAAGUAG
This is a messenger RNA of Argentina anserina (silverweed cinquefoil), 2061 nucleotides long. RefSeq names its product tyrosine-sulfated glycopeptide receptor 1-like. Bases 1 to 2061 code for a protein of 686 amino acids. The transcript has 2 exons. Lineage: Eukaryota; Viridiplantae; Streptophyta; Magnoliopsida; Rosales; Rosaceae. Gene Ontology annotation, molecular function: protein binding. The record is from RefSeq and is a predicted model, not a curated record.